This is a messenger RNA of Necator americanus (New World hookworm), 1065 nucleotides long. RefSeq lists its product as uncharacterized. The record is from RefSeq and is a predicted model, not a curated record. The coding region runs from base 1 to 1065 and encodes 354 amino acids. The transcript is spliced from 10 exons. NCBI's taxonomy places the organism in Eukaryota, Metazoa, Nematoda, Chromadorea, Rhabditida, Ancylostomatidae. Gene Ontology annotation, molecular function: lipid binding.
AUGUCUCGAACGUGUUCGUUUCUACUAGAAACAUUGCGACAGCUGUUCAACCGGUCGAAUUCGCUUCGUCGUCAGUUAUGGUAUUGCGGACGUCGACAUCAUCAGUACCAUCAUCAGAAAAGUGGACGUUGGUGGUGGGACAAGCGAAUAUUACUAGCAUUAACGUCUGCUGCGGGCUUUUCUUUCGCUGAUCAUGGUAUCCCAGACGAGAGAUUCGAGAAAGCUCGACAUUUAGCAGAGGAAUUCGAUAAUGGAAAAGAUGAAGGACAUGGCUGGGAGACACUAGUAGAGGAAGAGGACUUGAAAGUUUAUAGGAGACUCAUACCGGGCCCAUUUGAAAUGUACGAAUACAAAUGUGUAGGGACUUACUAUGACAUCACUCCCAGUUCUUUUCUUGACGUGCAAAAUGAUUUGAAGUAUCGAAAGAAGUGGGAUUCUAAUGUAAUGACAUUGGAAUUAUUGAAAGAGGAGGACGAACACGAGCUUAUUCGGUGGGUACAAAAAUACCCCUAUCCGUUAUAUCCUCGUGAAUACGUUUAUGCACGAAGAACUUGGGUUUCCGACGACUGUCAUGUGGUUGUCGUUGACAGUGAGGUGGUUCCAUCACAUUUGGUGCCUGGAAGCCCUAAGAAUGUACGUGUUUCAACGUACACUUCUCGUAUGGCAGUAAGAUCGCACAAAGAGUUCGAUGAUUGCGGACUUGACUUCAUCCUUACCUAUUUUGACAAUCCAGAAGCGAAUAUACCACGGUCAGUAUACAACUGGAUAGUUAAUCACGGUGGACCGUACUUCUUACAGCAGGUUUAUGAAGCAGCUUGCGAAAUGGAGGAAACAGGGCGGCGAUUAACAUGGACGUCAGAAAGGAUGCAAAGGAAUCGAGAAAGACUGCAAAAACUGUCAGCUGCGAAGACCGCCCCCGUAUUGCUAGUGGAUACAUUAGCAGAUGAAGAGGGUAAAGUAAAUGAAGAUGAGUUGGAAGACGCAGCUCCAGUGAUUUCUAAGGCACAGAAGUUCACGUUUGCAGCUCUAGACAAUCUUCCUACAGAGGCCUAUGUGACAGUGUGA